Abrus precatorius (Indian licorice) is the source of this 1506-nucleotide messenger RNA. RefSeq names its product acyl-CoA thioesterase 2-like. Gene Ontology annotation, molecular function: fatty acyl-CoA hydrolase activity. The transcript has 17 exons. Bases 70 to 1380 code for a protein of 436 amino acids. The record is from RefSeq and is a predicted model, not a curated record. Gene Ontology annotation, biological process: fatty acid catabolic process; acyl-CoA metabolic process. NCBI's taxonomy places the organism in Eukaryota, Viridiplantae, Streptophyta, Magnoliopsida, Fabales, Fabaceae.
CAUGCCUUAAAACUACACCGCCGCACACUGGAUCCUAGGCUGCCUCCAGGGUAUAUAUCUAUUUCGAGCAUGUCUUGCGAUAAAAUAAAACUGAAGAAAGCAGAAUUGAGUUCGUUCUGCGAGAAAUGGAAAAAGAAGAAGAGGAUUCCUAGCUCGUCUGUGAGGAAGAUAUCUGAAGUUGUGGUUGCCAAACACUACGAGCCUGGAGAGUAUGUUGCUCGUGAGGGUGAACCUGGGGAUGGCGUAUACUUCAUAUUGGAUGGAGAGGCUGAGGUUGUUGGAUCUGUCAGUACCAAUGAUGAAAAUCGCCCGGAGUUCCAAUUGAAAAGAUAUGAUUAUUUUGGUUAUGGUUUGUCAAACACAGUUCACCAGGCAGAUGUUGUUGCUCUGUCUAAGCUGACAUGCUUCGUGCUGCCCAAUGAGCACUCAACACUGAUGCAGCCGAAGUCUAUCUGGAGUGCAGAAAAUUGUGUUGAGACAUGCUCACCUGUGGAGAAUAUUUUGCAUUUAGAACCCAUAGAGGUAGAUGUCUUCCAAGGAAUAACCCUUCCAGAUGCUCCUAGAUUUGGGAAAGUGUUUGGGGGACAGAUGAUUGGACAGGCACUGGCUGCAGCAGCAAAAUCUGUUGACUGUCUUAAGGUUGUUCAUAGUUUGCAUGCCUAUUUUAUUCUAGUGGGGGAUUUAAACAUGCCAAUUAUAUAUCAAGUUCACCGUCUCCGUGACGGAAAGAGCUUUGCUACACGGAAAGUGGAUGCAAUUCAAAAGGGGAAUGUCAUAUUCACUUUGCUGGCUUCAUUUCAGAAGGAAGAAUCAGGGAUGUACCACCAGGAAGUAGCUAUGCCAUCUGUCCCGGCUCCAGAUAUGCUUCUGCCAAUGGAAGAGUUACGCGAGAGACGUCUUACUGACCCUCGUUUACCAAUAACCUACCGGAGCAAAGUGGCUACAACUCAAUUCAUCCCCUGGCCCAUAGAGAUACGGUUCUGUGAAUAUGAACUUUCAACAAAUCAGACAAAAUCCCCUCCCAGUUUGAGAUACUGGUUUAGAGCAAAGGGAAAACUGUCAGAUGAUCAAGCAUUGCAUAGGUGCGUGGUGGCAUAUGCUUCAGAUCUAAUAUUUCUUCAAGUAAGUUUGAAUCCCCACCGUGAGAAGGGCUUCAAGACACGUUCUGUUAGUCUGGACCACUCUUUGUGGUUUCACCGAUCCUUAAGAGCAGAUGAAUGGGUGCUAUUUGCAAUCUUUACGCCUUCAGCCUAUAAUGCUCGUGUCUUUGUCACAGGCCAAAUGUUCAAUCAGAAGGGAGAGCUUCUUGUAUCAUUGGUUCAAGAAGGACUAGCCAGGAAAAUUAAUCCCGGAAAUUCAGCCAUCAAAUCCAAGUUGUGAACUGCUGAAAACUUCACAGGACCUAUGGCCUGCGUUUUUCUUUUUCAUUGUUUUUUCUUUCUUUACAAUUUUGUUGGUCUGAAUGGUUUAAUUAUGGAAUUUGCCCUGUAAUGCAAAACUGCUAAA